Messenger RNA from Rhipicephalus sanguineus (brown dog tick), 644 nucleotides. It is a transcript of the gene lin-28, whose product is annotated as protein lin-28 homolog. The record is from RefSeq and is a predicted model, not a curated record. Lineage: Eukaryota; Metazoa; Arthropoda; Arachnida; Ixodida; Ixodidae. Gene Ontology annotation, molecular function: zinc ion binding; nucleic acid binding. The transcript is spliced from 3 exons. Bases 162 to 641 code for a protein of 159 amino acids.
GCGGGGGUGGAGCAGCCGUGUCCCCUCCGCCAGGCGGCGUCGUCGGCGCAGAUGCACGGCGCCGGGGCAAGUGCAAGUGGUUCAACGUGGCCAAAGGAUGGGGCUUCAUCACCCCGUACGACGGCGGCCCCGACGUAUUCGUCCACCAGUCGGUGAUCCAGAUGUCCGGAUUCAGGAGCCUGGGUGACGACGAAGAGGUGGAGUUCGAGUGCAAGGCCUCGGACAAGGGCGUCGAGGCCACGGCCGUGUCGGGACCCGAAGGGGGCGACUGCAAGGGCUCGCACCGGAGGCCCAUGUCCAAGAAGCGAUUCCGCAAGAUCAGAUGCUACAACUGCGGUGAGUUCGCGAACCACAUCGCGGCCAAAUGCACCAUGGGACCGCAGCCCAAGCGCUGCCACCAGUGCAAGUCGGCCGAGCACCUGAUCGCCGACUGCCCGCAGCGCGAGGACAAGCGAGCCUCCAAAGGAGGAGGCGCCGUCGCACCCGCGACGACGACGACCGCAGCAGCAACAACGCCGCCGACGCAGCACGUGAGCACAAACGGCGAUAGCAGUCUUCCAGAGGAGCCCCUCGACAACGCCGCGACGGCGGACGAGGCCGUGGAUAACAACAACGCCAAACACGCUACGCCACAGCCCUGAGAG